AUGGCCUCCCUAGUCACCCUCCAGACCCAACCUAACACAGCCGACUACGUCGCUCUCACCUUUCUUUCUCUCGUGGGGGCUACGUUCUUAUCUCGUGGCAUUAUUUGGGACAGACCUGACCCGUACAAACAUCUUCUAUAUGAGAGACCACAGCUCAAAUAUGCCAACGGCGCGGGUGCAAAGGCCGAGCAACAGACGAGAAACAUUGCUCGUCGACUUGAGGAGACAAACUCGCCCAUUGUCGUCUUCUGGGGCUCGCAGUCCGGAACAGCCGAGUCCUUUGCCCACAGACUCGCCCGGGAGAUUACCCUGAGGUUUGGGCAGAGCACCCUCACAGCCGAUCUCAGCGACUACGACCCUGCGUCGAUUACUGAGAUCCCGUCCUCGAAGCUGGCCAUCUUCAUCCUCUCGACGUAUGGCGAGGGUGACCCGGCAGAUAACACAAUUGAGUUCUGGGAUUGGCUCAACAGCAAUGACCGGAAUGAGGAGAAGAAGCAGAAACUAUUUUCGGGGUUGAGGUACUUUGCUUUUGGCCUGGGGAACUCCAACUACAAGUUCUACAACCGGAUUAUUGACCGUGUCGUUGAGGUUCUUGAUGAGCACGGUGCCAAUGCACUUCUCCCUGUGUCGAAAGCGAAUGAUGCCAACGGGGGAACGCAGGAAGACUUUAUCUCAUGGAAGGAGUCUGUUUUUGCUUUCUUCCGUGAGUCUUUGGGUUUCACGCAGUCUGAGCUCGUUUACCAACCUACCCUUACCAUCAAGCCUGAUGAAACCAUCGAGGCAUCUGCUCUUCACCGCGGCGAGCCUCGUCACUCGCCGAGCCCUGUUGCUAUUCCCAUCACGGAGAUUAGACAGCUGUUCGAGCCUACCUCAGAUAGACACUGCCUGCAUCUCGAUUUGGAUAUCUCGUCCACCCCCGACGUGGUCUACAAGACUGGAGACCACCUCGCUGUUUGGCCGUCGAACCCAGACGAAGAGGUCGACCUGCUUCUUCAGAUGCUGGGCCGUACCAGUGAGGCAGACACACCUAUCUCCAUCUCCGGUAUCGAGGGCGCAGAAGAGGACACUGCGAAGAAGGUGCCCUCUCCAACAACCCUUCUCGUCCUCCUCCGUCACUACCUCGAAAUCACCGCCCAGAUCCCACGAGACAUCCUUUCCACGCUUGCCCCCUUCGCCCCAACAGAAGAGGCAAAGUCCUUCCUUACAACCCUAGCAAACGACAAGGAGGCGUACGCCAACUUCACAAGACGAACCCAUCUCACACUUGCGCGAGUACUCGCCGCCUCAUCCGGCAACCAGCAAUGGGCCGAUCUCCCCGUCUCAUACAUCCUCGAAACCCUCCCAUCACUACAACCCCGCUACUACUCCAUCUCCAGUAGUAGCGUUGUCUCCCCACGUAAAAUCUCACUCACCGUCCUCGUCCUCUCCACCCCACUAGCCGAGAACACCGCUGUCUCAAUACCAGGCCUCACAUCAACAUACCUCCUCUCCCUCGCCGACACUCCACAGACAAACCAAAACACCAUUCCCCCAACGUACACAAACACCCUCCUCCCACUCACAGACGCCAAUGAAGCCAGCGGCAGCAACAGCAGCGGACCACGAAGAAAAAUCCUCGCCAACCUGCGCCGCUCAACAUUCAAGCUCCCGCGCCUACAAACAGCGCCCCUAAUCCUAGUCGCCGCAGGCACAGGCCUAGCCCCCUUCCGCGCCUUCCUACACGAGCGGCGCCAGCUCCUUAAAAUCGGCCGCGACGUCGGCAACAUGCUCCUCUUCUUCGGCUGUCGCCGCCCAGAUGAAGACUUCAUCUACAAGGCUGAGCUUGAAGAGAUGCAGGCUGCAUUCGGGAGCCAGUUAAAAAUCAUUACGGCGUUCUCGCGUGAUCCGGGCUCCGAGAGGAAGUAUGUCCAGGAUUGCGUUGUUGAACAGAAGAGUGAUGUUUGUGAGAUUCUGGUUGAGCAGAGGGGGAAUCUUUAUAUCUGUGGACGGGCCGGGAUGGCGAGGGAGGUUGAGAAGAGGGUUACGGCUUUCCUUGGGAGUGAGAGGGGAUGGAGCGAGAAGGAGACUGAGGAGUGGGUUAGGGGUAUAAAAAGGAGGAAUAAGUGGCAGGAGGAUGUUUGGGGAUGA
This is a messenger RNA of Aspergillus puulaauensis, 2127 nucleotides long. Its product is annotated as NADPH cytochrome P450 oxidoreductase family protein. Gene Ontology annotation, cellular component: cytosol. The transcript has a single exon. The coding region runs from base 1 to 2127 and encodes 708 amino acids. Lineage: Eukaryota; Fungi; Ascomycota; Eurotiomycetes; Eurotiales; Aspergillaceae. Gene Ontology annotation, molecular function: FMN binding; flavin adenine dinucleotide binding; NADPH-hemoprotein reductase activity. The record is from RefSeq and is a predicted model, not a curated record.